Ipomoea triloba (trilobed morning glory) is the source of this 1978-nucleotide messenger RNA. Its product is annotated as acetate/butyrate--CoA ligase AAE7, peroxisomal. The coding region runs from base 61 to 1764 and encodes 567 amino acids. Lineage: Eukaryota; Viridiplantae; Streptophyta; Magnoliopsida; Solanales; Convolvulaceae. The record is from RefSeq and is a predicted model, not a curated record. The transcript is spliced from 3 exons.
UCCCAAAACUCGCUCUAAUCUUCCCAUUUCAGAGAGAGAAAGUCCUAAGAGAGAGAGAAGAUGGGGAUGGAGAGAGACAUCGACGAUCUUCCGAAGAACGCGGCCAACUACACGGCGCUGACGCCACUAUGGUUCCUGGAGAGGGCGGCGACGGUGCAUCCUAGCCGCAAAUCGCUGGUCCACGGCUCGGUGGAGUACACGUGGCACCAGACUUACCAGCGCUGCCGCCGUUUAGCCUCCGCUCUCGCCAAACGCUCCGUCACCUUUGGAAGCACGGUUGCAGUGGUUGCACCAAAUGUUCCUGCCUUAUAUGAAGCCCAUUUUGGAAUUCCAAUGGCUGGUGCUGUUUUGAAUGCCGUCAAUGUUCGUCUAAAUGCAGAAACAAUUGCCUUUUUGUUGGGACAUUCGUUGGCUGCAGUCCUAAUGGUGGACCAAGAGUUUUACAACCUGGCGGAGGAGUCUCUUAGUAUUUUAGCAAACAAAACCAAAGGGAAAUUUCAACCUCCACUUAUGAUUGUUAUUGGCGAUACGAACUGUGAUCCAAAGCCACUUCAAUAUGCUCUAGGGAAAGGCGCAAUUGAGUACGAACAAUUCCUGGAAACCGGUGACCCAGACUUUGCAUGGAAGCCACCUCAAGAUGAAUGGCAUAGCAUUGCUCUAGGCUAUACUUCUGGAACAACUGCCAGUCCCAAAGGAGUCGUGCUUCAUCAUCGAGGAGCUUAUCUUAUGGCCCUUAGUAAUGCUAUUGUAUGGAACAUUAAAGAGGGAGCUGUAUACCUGUGGACUUUACCCAUGUUCCACUGUAAUGGUUGGUGUUUUGCUUGGACCCUUGCUGCAAUUUGCGGGACAAACAUAUGUCUUAGACAGGUAACAGCGAGGGCAGUUUACUCAGCUGUAGCGAGCCUUGGCGUGACACAUUUCUGCGCUGCCCCAGUGGUACUUAAUACUAUUGUAAAUGCCCCGAAAGAGGACACCAUCCUUCCUCUACCUCGUCUUGUGCACGUAAUGACAGCUGGUGCUGCUCCCCCGCCUUCUGUUCUUUCUGCAAUGUCCCAGCGUGGCUUUCGUGUUGCACACACGUAUGGCCUCUCUGAAACGUACGGGCCCUCCACUAUAUGUGCAUGGAAGCCCGAGUGGGAUUUACUCCCCCCAGAAACCCAAGCGCGUCUUAAUGCACGCCAAGGUGUCCGGUAUAUAGGCUUGGAGCACCUCGAUGUCGUCAGCACCCAAGAUAUGAAGCCCGUCCCUGCAGAUGGAAAGACAAUUGGAGAAAUCGUGUUCAGAGGCAACGUGGUGAUGAAGGGCUACCUGAAGAAUCCUAAGGCCAACGAGGAGACUUUUGCAGGCGGGUGGUAUCACUCUGGUGAUCUUGCUGUAAAGCAUCCAGAUGGCUAUAUAGAGAUCAAAGACAGGUCAAAAGACAUCAUCAUUUCUGGGGGCGAAAACAUUAGCAGCGUCGAGGUUGAAAACAUCCUAUACCAGCACCCAGCAAUACUGGAAGUAUCUGUAGUAGCAAGACCCGACGAGCAGUGGGGGGAAUCUCCUUGCGCGUUUGUGACACCAAAGCCUGAUGUAAAAGAUUCUGAUCGAGAACGCUUGGCAGGAGAUAUUAUAAGUUUCAGUCGAUCUAAGAUGCCAAAGUAUUGGGUUCCAAAAUCAGUGAUUUUCGGGCCAUUGCCGAAAACUGCAACUGGAAAAAUACAGAAGCACUUGUUGAGGGCAAAGGCAAAGGAGAUGGGACCUAUAAAAAAGAGUAAGCUAUGAUCUUAAGAUUCUUUGCAAAACAUGUCCUUGUUGCACAUGUACUGGAACCAAAUGUAAUCUCAACUUCUUGUUGCAUAAAAUAAGGUUUUAUUUAAAGCUUUAGCUCUGUUGUAUCAUGUAUGCUACUAUUGUUGAGACAAAGAUACAUUGGAAAUCUAGAAAAUGAUUUAUGUAAAUCAUUUCUGGGUUUCCAGUAUUUGGCAAGACUUGAAAA